Messenger RNA from Panicum virgatum (switchgrass), 1029 nucleotides. RefSeq names its product dnaJ homolog subfamily B member 14-like. The coding region runs from base 220 to 1029 and encodes 269 amino acids. The transcript has a single exon. The record is from RefSeq and is a predicted model, not a curated record. Lineage: Eukaryota; Viridiplantae; Streptophyta; Magnoliopsida; Poales; Poaceae.
CUUGCUGAAUGUUGCGCGUAUCGUCUUUGUUCCGAGGAAGAACACGGAGAGAGAUUGCAGCAGUCGGUCGUACUGUUCGGAGGCGGUAACUCGGCUGGCCCUCCUUGGCGGUAACUCGUGUCAGGUGGAAUCGGAUUUGGUUAGCCUUUUGCCUAGUACAUGUCUCGUCGACGCUGAGACCCCCUUGGAUCGCCGGGUCCGGCUCCCAUUGCGAACGUCAUGGAGGAGGCGGAGAAAGUCUACAGAUUCGCCGAGGAGCAUUUUGUUGCCGGCGAUCUCGCCGGUGCGCUCCGGUCGGCCCAGAACGCCAAAAGGCUCUUCGCUUCGCUACCUGCCCUCCAGAACGCCGCCGCCGCGUACGAGGUCCACGCCGCGGUGGCCGCCGCCGCGCGCGGAGGAAGGAACUGGUACGCGGUGCUCGGUCUGCCGUCGGACGCCACGCACGAGGACAUCAAGAAGCAGUACAAGCGUCUCUGCCUCGUCCUCCACCCCGACAAGAACCGCUCGGCGGCCGCCGACGGCGCGUUCAAGCUGCUCCAGCAGGCGUGGGAGGCGCUCUCGGCCCGCCACCCUCCGGGUCCCGCCUCCGCCUCCAAGCCGUCGAGAGCGCAGCCGCGGCGGACGUACUACGCGCCGCCGCCACGGACUCCCCCUUCCCGGGCGAAGACGGGCUGUCCCGGGAGCCGACCACCACCGCCGGACUGGCCGUCGUUCGGCUUCACGCCGCCGCCCGAGCCCGACGGGUCGACGUUCGACUUAAAGGCGUGGCGGGCGGCGUACGCGCGCGCCAACGGGACCAUCUACUGCGGGCACUGCGACUCGGAGUCCGCCGCGGAAGGCGCCAGCCACGGCAAGUCCGGCGAGAGGUGCCACUCGUGUGGCUCUCGCUUCAGCCCGCCGCGGCGGAGCAGGGCAACCCCGGGCACGGGCGCUGAGCCCCCGCCACCGCCUUGCGGGGAGGUGCGGCGGCAACGCAACGCCGGGGAGUUCACGUGCCCCACGCCGUGCACACGGACACGGCAUGUGUAA